Messenger RNA from Cuculus canorus (common cuckoo), 4759 nucleotides. RefSeq names its product serpin family E member 3 (gene SERPINE3). Gene Ontology annotation, biological process: negative regulation of endopeptidase activity. Gene Ontology annotation, molecular function: serine-type endopeptidase inhibitor activity. The record is from RefSeq and is a predicted model, not a curated record. NCBI's taxonomy places the organism in Eukaryota, Metazoa, Chordata, Aves, Cuculiformes, Cuculidae.
CAGAGUGGUACAGACAUCGCCGACAGAGACUCUGAUCACUGACUAUCCCUUUAAAUGCAGUCUCAUGACUUAGUCUUUACUCCACUACCUAUUAAAGAAGGAGACAAGACCUACAUAGAGAGCUUCCAUUCAGACACCCAGAAGGACACAGAAAGGCAAGACCAUUUAACAGAACUAACUGUAUGAUUAUCUGGCGAAGACUGUUCCCAGCUUUUCAUGUUGUCCAUUUUCUUCUCUGCAUUUAUCCUGUCUACUUGCUGCUUAACCAAGGGAAACUGUGUGUCUUAUGAUGAGCUGAAAGAGCUGAAGACUGAAUUUGCCAUCAACCUCUACCGGCAUGUAUCCGAAGCAGAGAACAGAACCAAUCUGGUAGUCUCCCCAGCAAGUGUGGCUAUUUCUUUGGAGCUGCUGCAGUUUGGAGCCCAAGGAAAUACCUUGAUGGAACUGCAGAAUGCCCUAGGCUACAACAUUCAUGAUGAAAGUGUGCAAGAUUUCUUGCACACAGCGUAUGAAGGGGCAACCAACUCCAGCCAAGGCACAGUGGUUCAGCUGGCGUGUUCCUUCUUCGUGGAUGCCAGUGUGCAGCUCUUGCCCCACUUUGCUGCACGCGCUGCGCGCUGGGCAAACAGCAGCCUGCAGAAAACCAACUUCACUGGCCCCAACAGCACCACAGCCCAAAUCCAGGAAUGGAUCACCAGUAGCCUUGGAGACGGGGACAUUCAUGGCAUGCCGCUGGAAAGCGCUGGGUCGCCGCUCAGCCAGGUUGCUCUUGUGAGCACCAUGUACUUCAAAAGCGUGUGGCAAAAGAAGUUUUCCUUUAUGGAUACCCAGAUGUUGCCUUUUACAACGGUGAAGGGCUCAACCCUGAAAGUGCCGACAAUGCAUCACACGGCUGAAGUUAACUACGGCCAGUUCCAGACUGCAUCUCUGGAGGCUUUCAGCAUGGUUGAAUUACCCUACCUGGGAGAGAAACUCAGCAUGUUUCUAGUGCUUCCUAACCACAAAAGAACAUCUUUGUCCCAGAUUGAGUCUCACUUUUCUGCCCAAACCAUAACCCUCUGGACCAACAGCUUAAAGAGAAUGAAGAUGGACAUUUUUCUACCUAGGUUCAGUAUUCAAAGCCUUUCUGACCUAAAGACAGUUUUUUCUGCCUUGGGAAUUAGAGACGCGUUUGAUCCCACCACCGCUAAUUUUAAAGGUAUUUCAGAGGAAGGUAGUCUUUAUAUUUCAGAAGCUAUUCACAAAGCAGAGAUUGAAGUAACAGAGGAUGGUACAAAGGGAGCAGGAGCUACAGCAAUGGUAUUACUAAAAAGAUCUCGAACGCCCGUUUUCAAAGCAGACAGACCUUUCACUUUUUUCCUGAGACAAGCUAACACAGGUACGCAUCCUCCCUGAUUCAGCAGCAGAAUCCUUCACAAGGAGUAAGGAUAUCAGUAACAAGUUCUCUGUAAAUAACAUGCUAUUCUUCAGUCCAGGAAGCUUCAAUCAUCAUGGAAACAGGGGGCUUAGGGUUUCGGAAGCAUAAGGAAUACAGCUUAAUUGCUUUAAAAAUAAUGCAUGAUAAGUUACAGAAGUCAGGGAAGCCAGGUUAGCCUUUUCAACGUGCGUGCAGUAUGUGCUCAAAAAGAUUUCCACUGCAAUUAUAAGCACUAGAAAGAUUCUUGAGAUCUUAAACGCCCCAGGAUUAGGGACCAACCUCCACAGGGCAAUUAAAAUUACAAAUGGGAUGGAUCAGCUGGAUUGAUAUCCGAAGAAGUUGAAAUAUAAAUCUUCCCAAACAGAUGAAACUCAUUCAUGCCUAUGCUGACAGUACAUAAACUUCUGGCUGCACCAGGACUCCAGGGCCUGUAAUUCCCCGUAUUAAUCCUACCUCAGCGGUUCCUAGGGAGUUCUCCGGAAUUCUGAAGACCAAUAAUAUUUUGCCCAGCUACAGCUCAGAAUAUGCAGAAGCAAGUUUAUCUUCCCUUGUACCAUGAAUAGCAACACCUUAAAGGCAAUAGUUUUACACGUACAGACUUUUCACUACUUCGUAACCUCAUGAGACAUUCUGGUUAGCAAAAGCCAUGGAUAUUCACCGUAGGUAAUCAGGUAACCUAGCUCUGCAAAAAGCCUAACUGCUACCUUCACUUUUGCAAGGAAACACCAAAAAAAAAUUGUUUCUUUUGGAACUGACAACUUUUUUUCUUGCUAAUGAACUCCCCCAGCUGCCGUAACAAACAAGCAAAACUGCAGAGCAUCUCUUCAAGAGUGAAGCAUCACAGUGCUCCUCUGGCUUCACUAUUAGACUAUGUCUUGUGUAGUUACGCCUGAAUCUGUGCCAAAGGAAAACACCACAUAGCUCAUUGGCAAUAAGAGUUGCAUUAUGCACAACUUAGCACGCGUUUUCUCCUCCAAAGAUGAGGCCAUCACCAAUAACUCUUACCAUUUUUAGCAAUGCAUUAAAACUUGUACCGUUUUGCCAAAACAAUCCAUCAAAGUUUUACUCAUAACUGAGGUCACAGCCAUUUAGACUUCCAGGGAACAUUUAGCCAUUUACAGGGUUCAGUAAAAUACCAGGGCCUGGCAAGACCAAGAAUAAUUUUCAUAGAAUGGUUUGGAUUGGAAGGGACCUUAAAGAUCAUUUGGUUCCUACCUCCCUAUGAUGGGCAGGGACACCUCCCACUCAAACAUAUUGCUCAAAACCACAUUCCUUUUCCUUCUUUGCUUCCAGGCAACAGAGUAUUUUAAAAGCCUGUAUCUUACAUUUGGACCAAAAUACAAACACAUUUUUAAAGAAAAAAGCACUACCUUAUGCUGGGGGAGGAGGGUGUGGUGUUUUAAAAAAAUAUGCUUUGGUAGUCAUUAUCAUUCAAUAAAGUAUCCUUAAUUAGCAAAUACAGACUUAAAAAAAAAAGGCACUAAAAAUUGAUCUAUGGGGCAGGCCCUAUAGCAGCCUCCCAGGACUUAAAAGGAGCCUACAGGAAAGCAGGGAAAGGGCUCUUUAUCAAGACUGUAGCAAUAGAACAAGGGGUAAUAGUUUUAAACUGAAAGAGAUUUAGAUUAGAUAUUAAGAAGAAUUUUUUUCUUCUGAGAGCGAGGAGGCACUGAAAUCGGUUGUCCAGAGAAGUCAUUGAUGCCCCCCUCUUCCUGCAAGUGUUCAAGACCAGGUUGGGCGAGACUAUGAACAACUUGACUGAGUGGAAGGUGUUCCUGCCUCUGGCAGGGGGGUUGAAAAUGGAUGAUCUUUAAGGUCUCUUCCUACUCAAAUCAUUCCAUGAUUCUAUGAAACCUGAGUCACACACUCUUCAAGAUUAAGAACAAACUUAUUUUGGUGAAUAAAACUGCUUAGUUCACAAUACAGGAUAAAUAAUAAAAUUGAUGAAGGAAAUCAGAUUUUAAAACAGGAUUUUUAUACAAACCAUUACAAAACGUACACCUUCCAAUCACCUCAAAAUUAGAAGUACAUUACUGUAAUUUAAGCAUUUGAAUGUAAAAAGUAAAAACUGAAAACAUUCAGUCAUUUUGUUUGUUCAGGCUUAGUGACUGAAGCUGUUCAGAUAUGAAAAGGUGGAAGGGUAGACAAGAUCUGCUUUUAAAGUAUUUUGUAAGCCUAGCUACAGGUACUUACAACUUACUAUCUCCAUGAAGUUCACAAUGAAUAUUUACAUAGACUAGAAGUCUUCAUUUUAUCAGCCUUCUAAUAAUAGCAGUAAUAUAUUUUCCCAGGACUUAAAAUAGCGUAGUUCUGCCCAAAGUCAGUGAAAAAGUUGGGUUUUUUUUAAUCUGAAUUUCAGGUUUGAAUAAACUCCCCGUGAAGGACAGGCAAGAUAACAGCAAUACAAACAACUGAACCACUAACUCAAUUAAUCUGAGACAAUAAUUUCAUUCCAGGGAUUAUACUACUCUCCUGUAAUACUAUCAACAAAAAAGAACAAAUUUAGGCUCUGUUUUGCUCAGGACAAAAGGGAUUCUUUAGCCAAUGGUUUGGGCAAGUUUCAGGUUUCAGCAAAUUUCUGCUUUGGAAAGGUCUCUUGGUUUUUAAAAUAGUAACGCUUAAGUUAUUCUAAGGAAAGCAUUCAACUGCAGUCAAAUUUUUCCAUAAAAGGAAUGAUCUGCUAGUUCACACUUAAUUUAUGUAUUUAUCUAUACUACGUUUUGAAAAUGUGGUCCCAAACUGACAUAACAUUAAUACUGUUUUCAUUUACAGGUUCUGUACUCUUUAUAGGAAGAGUUACAAAUCCUUCAUAAUAAACACCAGACAAAUACACUGUCUUCUGUUCCUCUUAUUGAGGCUUUCCUGUAAAGCAAUUAAAGGCUACAUUCUAUCUAUUUAUUAAAACAUUGCUUUAAACAAUAUCACUUUCACAAGAGUAAGAGUGAGCAAAUCCUCCAUAACUUUAUUGCCCGGUACACACUACUGGAAACUUACUGCUGUCUAAGGAUCAUCAGGACCAUGACUACAGCAAAGAUACCAACCACAAACAUUUGAGGAAAACCUUGUAUUUUGCCACCUAAAUGUUUAGGAACAGACCAAGUGUUUAAGAUUAGGCCAACAGCUUCUGCUUAACUUCAUCAUGGCUGAAGUCAGCUUGACUAUUGCUGAGUAUAGAGGUCAUCAGAAAGAAAGCAUCCCACAAGAAAACUUUGUGAUACAUAUUUUUCAAGCACAACUUUAUUUCUCUGUCCUGAAGUCAAAAACUUAAGAACAAAACUGAAGUUCCAUCUGGUUCCAGACUUAGAUGCAUUGCAGCUGAGAUGGUAAGGUAACAAGCAAGCAGCA